AAACUCUUAAGAGCCCUAAAAAGUUUCCCUUCGUAAGCUUUGUCUCACUCCGUCGUCUCUUUCGCCGUCGCCACCACUCGUAAACCCCUUCGGUGUUCCUCUAAUGGCGGCCAAUCAAAGCUCCGAUCACGGAAUCGACGAAAACACGCGCCUUUACCAUCCUUACCAGAACUACGAGGUCCCGAUCAAAGCUCAGUAUCUUUACAAGCUUCCUACUUCUCCCGAAUACCUCUUCACGGAAGAGUCCCUCAAACAGCGUCGAUCUUGGGGAGAGAACCUGACGUUCUACACGGGGACGGGUUAUCUCGGUGGCUCUGUAGCCGGCGCUUCAGCCGGGAUCGUCUCCGGUAUAAAGAGCUUCGAAAAUGGAGACACGAGUAAGCUGAAAAUCAACAGGAUCCUGAAUUCGUCUGGUCAUUCGGGUCGCUCCUGGGGUAAUAGAAUCGGGAUUGUUGGGUUGAUCUACGCAGGGAUUGAGAGCGGCGUAGUGGCGGUAACGGAUAGGGACGAUGUUUGGACCAGUGUGGUGGCUGGUCUCGGAACCGGAGCUGUCUUUAGAGCAGCGAGAGGGGUUAGAUCUGCGGCUGUGGCUGGUGCUCUUGGAGGAAUUGCGGCUGGUGCGGUUGUGGCGGGGAAGCAGGCUUUGAAGCGGUAUGCUCACAUAUGAAGAAGAACCAGACUUAUCUUUAGAGACAAUCAUAAAAAAGAUCAAAGCUUUCUAGUGUAGAAUUCUGGUUUUCAUAUAGCAUAAAUUAACCUGUGAACCUUUUAUAUAUAUAUAAUGAUACAGGUUUUUAUGUUUGGUAUU
Molecule: messenger RNA, 808 nt
Organism: Eutrema salsugineum
Lineage: Eukaryota; Viridiplantae; Streptophyta; Magnoliopsida; Brassicales; Brassicaceae
Product: mitochondrial import inner membrane translocase subunit TIM23-1
Exons: 1
Coding region: 104-667 (187 amino acids)
Biological process (GO): protein import into mitochondrial matrix
Cellular component (GO): TIM23 mitochondrial import inner membrane translocase complex; mitochondrial inner membrane
Molecular function (GO): transmembrane protein transporter activity
Source: RefSeq, a predicted model, not a curated record